UUAACAUCUAAUUUUCUUUUUGUGUGCUUUACAAUAUCUUUUUUACAAAUUUAAAAUGAAAAAAUGGAAAAUUGAGCUGGUAGCAAAAUUAAAUACAAACAUUAGACCCUUUUGAAAAAGGAAAAAAAGGAUCGUACGUUACGUUGUUAUCUCCAAACUGUGGACCAAAACUGCAUAACGUGUUAAAAGGUGAGAUAGUGUAAAAGCAUUGAUCAAGAUUCAUGCAAUGGGAGGAGAAGGUGGUGCUGAGCCCGUAAUUCACUUUGUGUUUGUUCAUGGAGCCAGUCACGGAGCUUGGUGUUGGUAUAAACUCACCACUCUUCUCGACGCCGCCGGGUUCAAAUCAACCUCCGUAGAUCUCACCGGCGCUGGCAUCAGCCUCAUAGACUCUAACAUCGUCUUCGACUCCGACCAAUAUAACCGUCCUCUCUUCUCUCUCUUGUCCGAUCUCCCUCCUCACCACAAAGUCAUACUCGUUGGACAUAGCAUCGGUGGAGGAAGUGUCACCGAAGCUCUUUGCAAGUUCACUGACAAAAUCUCCAUGGCCAUUUACCUCGCGGCUUCCAUGGUUCAACCCGGAUCCAUCCCUUCUCCGCAUCUUUCAAACAUACAUGUGGGAGAAGAAGAUAUAUGGGAGUACACAUAUGGUGAAGGUACCGAUAAACCACCCACCGGAGUCCUCAUGAAACCGGAGUUUAUACGCCAUUAUUACUAUAGCCAAAGCCCUCUUGAGGACGUAACUUUGUCAUCUAAGCUGUUGCGUCCUGCUCCUAUGAGGGCCUUUCAAGAUCUUGAUAAGCUACCUCCAAAUCCCGAGGCCGAGAAAGUUCCUCGAGUUUACAUCAAGACUGCUAAGGAUAAUCUAUUUGAUUCUGUGCGUCAAGACCUUUUGGUGGAGAAUUGGCCACCUUCUCAGCUGUAUGUCUUGGAGGAUAGUGACCAUUCUGCUUUCUUCUCUGUCCCAACUACCUUAUUCGCGUAUCUCCUCCGUGCGGUUUCUUUUCUUCAACGAUAAACUUCAACUUAUCCUUCAUACAUUCCGAUCUAGAUAACAAACUAAUUGGGAAUAAUUAGAUGAUUUGUUUGGAAGGUGAUUGAUAUGAUAUUAUGAUUCUAUUAAGUAAUUUCCUUUAUGUUAUUUGAUUUGAGUUUGAAUAAGCUUUACAUGCGAAGCAAUCCAGGGUAAGAGAGAUAGAAAUCUCCUUGUAAAGGAAUGUUAUUUGUAUCCUUGGUUUCUUUUUGUCAAUAAAUCUAUCAUAGUAGCUAAGAUUAAUUAAGUUUCAUGGAGAAAAACUAUAUGGUGCUAUCUUUGUUUUUGAUGGAUGAGGUGAUAAAGAUAUCCUUGAACGACAACAUGAGGUGAAUACUAUGACAUGUCAUCUCAUUAUCUCAACACUAUGACAUGUCAUUAUCCUCAAGCUUUUAACAAUUUUUGUGACCCUUCGAUGCCUUAGCG
Arabidopsis thaliana (thale cress) is the source of this 1456-nucleotide messenger RNA. RefSeq names its product methyl esterase 16 (gene MES16). Gene Ontology annotation, molecular function: primary fluorescent dioxobilin-type chlorophyll catabolite methylesterase activity; methyl indole-3-acetate esterase activity; methyl jasmonate esterase activity. Lineage: Eukaryota; Viridiplantae; Streptophyta; Magnoliopsida; Brassicales; Brassicaceae. Gene Ontology annotation, biological process: oxylipin biosynthetic process; chlorophyll catabolic process. The record is from RefSeq and is marked reviewed. Gene Ontology annotation, cellular component: cytoplasm. The coding region runs from base 227 to 1015 and encodes 262 amino acids. The transcript is spliced from 3 exons.